Racocetra fulgida is the source of this 437-nucleotide messenger RNA. The record is from the annotation of a GenBank genome assembly. NCBI's taxonomy places the organism in Eukaryota, Fungi, Glomeromycota, Glomeromycetes, Diversisporales, Gigasporaceae.
GUCCCAGACAUGUUUGGGAUGAAGAAGGUGCUAACUGGAUUAGAAGUGGUCCAACUAAAUGUGCCUUAAAAAAAAUUGAAUAUUCUGAUAAAAUGAAUAAAGAAUAUUUAAUAGAUAUUUUGAGACAUUAUCGAUCCCUUCAAGGCCGUUUAACAGUCGAUUGCUUAGGAAUUACACGGGAUUCGACUGGUUGCUAUUUGAUAGUGAUGAAGUAUUAUCGAGAAAACUUGUACAGUCAUCUCAAAAAUGGUACUAAAUACCUUCACUGGAAGGAUAUAGUUAACAUGCUUCAUAAAAUUGCUAACGGUCUUAAACAAAUCCACGAUCACAAACUUUAUCAUGGCAAUCUCCAUGGUGGAAACUUAAUGAUCGAACACACAAUUGAAGGGAUUCAUGUAAGAAUUUCCGAUAUAGGAUUACACAGAAAUUCUUCUGCC